Molecule: messenger RNA, 2256 nt
Organism: Mycosarcoma maydis (corn smut)
Lineage: Eukaryota; Fungi; Basidiomycota; Ustilaginomycetes; Ustilaginales
Product: putative NADH dehydrogenase (ubiquinone) 78K chain precursor
Exons: 1
Coding region: 1-2256 (751 amino acids)
Biological process (GO): ATP synthesis coupled electron transport
Cellular component (GO): membrane
Molecular function (GO): NADH dehydrogenase (ubiquinone) activity; iron-sulfur cluster binding
Source: RefSeq, a predicted model, not a curated record
AUGCUGCGCUCGUUGGCUGCUUCCAGCUCGGCCGUGCGCCUCUCCCCUCGCGGCGGUAUGGCUGCUCGCCUUCCCGCCACUUCUGCUUCGUUCGCCACCUCUGCUUUGCAGCGCCAGGCUACCCCCGCACCUGCUCCACCCAAGAUGGUCAAGCUUACCAUUAAUGGCAAGGAGAUCGAGGUCGAGCAGGGCACCGCUCUCAUCCAGGCUUGCGAGAAAGCUGGUGCGCAGAUUCCUCGUUUCUGUUAUCACGAGCGUCUCAUGGUUGCGGGUAACUGUCGAAUGUGCCUUGUCGAGUCCAAGGGUGCCCCCAAGCCUCUUGCCUCGUGCGCCUUCCCUGCUAUGCCCGGCCAGCAGAUCUUCACCGACACUCCUCUUGUGGCCAAGGCCCGCGAGGGUGUGAUGGAGUUCCUCCUCGCCAAUCACCCGUUGGAUUGUCCUAUUUGCGAUUGGGGUGGAGAGUGCGAUCUGCAGGACCAGUCGAUGCGUUACGGUUCGGACCGAUCGAGAUUCCACGAGAUCAAGGGCAAGCGAGCUGUCGAAGACAAGAACCUCGGUCCCCUGGUCAAGACCGUCAUGACGCGUUGCAUUCAGUGCACGCGAUGUGUCCGAUAUGCUAAUGACGUCGCCGGUGUCCAGGACAUGGGCACCACCGGUCGUGGUAAUGAUCUUCAAAUUGGCACGUACAUCGAAAAGACCAUGAACUCCGAGAUGUCUGGCAACAUUAUCGACCUGUGCCCCGUCGGAGCGCUCACCUCGAAGCCCUACGCUUUCCAUGCCCGUCCUUGGGAGCUCAAGAAGACUGAGUCGGUCGAUGUCCUGGAUGCGGUCGGAUCCAACAUCCGCGUCGACUCGCGUGGUGUCCAGGUUAUGCGUAUCCUGCCUCGCACCAAUGACGAUGUCAACGAAGAGUGGAUCAACGACAAGACUCGAUUCGCCAACGACGGUCUCAAGUACCAGCGUCUCACCACGCCUCUUAUCAAGCAGGGUGACCGCUUCGUGCCCGCGUCGUGGCCCGAGGCGCUUGCCACCAUCGCUGAGGGUCUCGCUUCCUCUGGUGCCAAGGGUGACGAGAUCAAGGCUGUUGCCGGCUCGCUCGCCGACGUAGAGUCGAUGGUUGUGCUAAAGGACCUCAUCAACAAGCUUGGCUCGGACAACCUUGCCACCGACCAGGUGAACGGCGACCAGGCUCCUAUUCACGGCGCUGACUUCCGAUCCAACUACACUUUCAACACCACCAUUCCUGGUAUUGAGGAGGCCGACGUGCUGCUGCUCGUCGGCACUAAUCCUCGUCACGAGGCUGCGAUUGUUAACACGCGUAUCCGCAAGGCUUACUUGCACCGUGACCUCGAUGUUGGCCUGAUUGGCGAAAAGGUUGAUCUCACCUACGAAUAUGACCAUAUUGGCACGGACGCCAAGGCGGUCCAGGAUCUGGUUUCGGGUAAGGGAGCCUUUGCCAAGAAGUUCAAGCAGGCCAAGAAGCCCAUGAUCGUGGUUGGCAGCGCGGUUGCCGAGCACCCUGAUGGCAAGGCAAUCCUGGGCAACUUGGCCGAGCUGGUCAAGGCCAACAAAGACAAGCUGCUCAACGGCGAGUGGAAUGGGUACAACGUGCUUCAGCGACAAGCGUCGCGCACUGGUGCGCUCGACAUUGGCUUUAUUCCCUCGCCCGCUGCUGCCAAGACGAAACCCAAGUUUAUCUACCUGCUCAACGCCGACGAUAUCACGCCCGAGACGAUCCCACGCGAUGCGUUCGUAGUUUACCAGGGCCACCAUGGUGAUGUUGGAGCUCAGUUCGCCGACGUCUGCCUGCCUGGAUCUGCCUAUACCGAGAAGGCUACCACAUAUGUCAACACUGAGGGUCGAACACAGGUGACGCGAGCGGCGGUACCACCACCGGGAGCGGCACGCGAGGACUGGAAGGUCGUACGUGCACUUUCCGAGGUGAUGGGAGCGACGUUGCCGUACAGCGAUAUCCUGGAUGUGCGAGACCGCAUGUUUGAGAUCUCGCCUACGCUGGUGCGAUACGAGGUGGCAGAGCCAUCGACGACAUCGGCGCCGUUGGCGGUUGAGGAGCUUGCCAAGCUCGCUUCGUCGUCGGUAUCAGGUACACCCCUGUUGAGACCGAUCCAGAACUUCUACCAGACCGACCCUAUUUCGCGCGCAUCACCAACCAUGGCCAAGUGUACUGCUGCUUUCGUCGAGGGAUUGCCCAUGGACAAAGUAGAUGGCAAGGCGACGUUGGCCGCCUUUAACUAA